Molecule: messenger RNA, 1759 nt
Organism: Anopheles aquasalis
Lineage: Eukaryota; Metazoa; Arthropoda; Insecta; Diptera; Culicidae
Product: phospholipase D A
Source: RefSeq, a predicted model, not a curated record
ACAACGAACUCGAUCGUGCCCCAAAAAAAUGUUACGUUUUACGGUGUUGGCGGUGCUGGUGCUGUGCGCGACCCUCGGAACACCUGUAGCCGCAGGGCCCACGAUCCGACGGGAUGAUACAUCGAACGCAGUCUUGGCCGAUGUGACGACGGCCACCGAGACGAAACCAACACCAGCGGCGGGUGCUGCUCCUGCUGCCGCGACUAACGAGGCCAGCCCAGGAACUACCACCCAGGGCACCUCAUCGGCAGCACCAUCAACGACGACGACAACGACAACGACGGUGGAACCGACCAGCUCGUCCGCGGUAACGACGACGAAGAAGCCACGCAAGACUAUCACCUUCGAUCAGCGCCAGGAGGGCGAGUACAACAUACGAGCCGAUCUGGAGAACUUUGUCAUCGUGGUCGUACCGUCCGGUUCAUCCUCCGGAGCAUCCCUGCUCGAUCUGCUGACCCGAUCGGCGAUACAGAAGAAGGUAGCGGAAGCGGCCAUCGCUGAGAGUGCCGCCACCCAGUACCAUCACCAUCACCAUCAUCAUCUGCAGCGCAAGCAGCAGUCAUCGAAGCGUAAGAACAACAAGGCUCACUCGGCCGCUGCAGGACACAAGAAGGUACCCCAGCCAACACCGGAAGUGAUCGUGCUAGAUGAGGAGCAUGGUCAGCGGGCAGUGCCGCUGCAGGUGGAGGAAUUCAUCGAGGGACGCACCCCGUACAAGGUGGAUCUGUCCAGUGCGAGUGCGCGCAGUGCGGACCAUGUGGCACCCAAGACUGGCGCUUACCCAUCGUUCAGUGAUUCUGUGCCGAGUGGCUCGGAACAGCAACAGGCCCGAGCGAUUGUGGCAAGUGUGGUCCGUUUUCCGGACGGCUCAGGUAACUACCAGCGACAACAGCAGCAGCAACAGCAGCAACAGCUGGAGCAACCGCUGGCUGGAGCUUCCAGCGUGGGGUCCCAACAGUAUGGACGGGCCCUUCCGGUGGCCGGGUAUGGUACUAACCUCGUAGCCGCUAGUAGAGCCGCCACUAACCACAACAACCUCCUCCUGACCCCUGGUGAUGGUGAUCGCGAUAGCGAGCAUCAUGCGGCUGAUGCUGCCGAUGGUGACGAUGGUGACGUGCUGUCCUCCUCUUCCUCUUCACCCUCCACGGGGCUACUGCUACUGAUGCUUGCCGACCCACAGCCAUACGGACGCGGUGGUGGCGCGGUGACUGACGCCAACGGCCGGCUACCACCGGUGGUCACGAAUGGUUCCCCUUCUCACGAAUCCACUUCCACCCCGAUCAUCUCCCCCGACAGCCUAGAGUACGAGCCGCUGCGAAUCGACGUCGACAUGACCCAGCUCAAGCUACAGCCGGACACUUACGAUGACGAGGGCGACGGCGGCGACGCGACGACGGAUGACGCCGGCGACGAAUGGGAUGAGUUGCGGCUGCUCGGUGCCACGGAACAGUGUGGUCCCGAUCGGAGGCGGGACAGCUACGGUGUGUGUCAGUUUGUGCGAUCCUGAGAUCUGGCGCCCCGAGGUCCACAUUCCUCUACAACCAUCGACCGUCUACCUCUCCUGACCCCUCCCUCGGCGUAAUCCCAAAUCCGAGUGUCACCGCGUCACUUGCUGCGUUUUGUAAGGUUUUGAAGCUUCUUCUCCUUAAGAAUUAAGAUAUUUAGUGUAAUAUUUGUGGUGGCCCGUGCUACGCUACUUUGUUCUAUUGCUACAAUGUUCUAUUUAUUGAAGGCCGCCUUGUGCCAAAUAAAAGCCAUA